Molecule: messenger RNA, 1045 nt
Organism: Lactuca virosa
Lineage: Eukaryota; Viridiplantae; Streptophyta; Magnoliopsida; Asterales; Asteraceae
Source: the annotation of a GenBank genome assembly
CAUCUUCAACAUCCAGCACGUUUCCACUUCCUUCUUCUCAUUCACCGAUUCUUGGGAUUUUGUUGAUAUCUGCAUUAUACAUCUCCUUGACAUCCUCGACUACAACCCACACCUCCUACUAGCACCCACCAUCUCCCAUCUAUAUUGAUAGCGAUUAACCCCACACCUAUCUCCCAUUUGUCCCAAGUCCCAUCCCUACGAUGCUCCUUCCCACAUACCCAUAUAAAUGAAGCCAUCAUCCCCAUUUAUAGAACCGCAACCAUUCGGUUGUGUUCCUGCUACAAUCUGGGUGUUUGGCUUCGAGUUUAUCAAGAAACUCGCUUCUCUUGGAUGGACCAUUUUAAGGUGUGUAGCAAAGGUGUACAGAGCAAAAAAAAAAAAAAACAUGAAGAGAUUCAGAGAACACUGCAAAAACCGGGAAGAACAUGAGCUACAUUUGGAGAUGUUCUAAAUAAUCUGCGCUUAUUGGUGCUUCCUUGACGCCAAAAACAUUAUUGUGUAUUAAGCUUGCAGAUACUAUUAUGUUCAUGGAAGCGAUAAUAAGCUUUGUCAAAACCUCCAGACUCCAUAUUUAGCUUCUGCUUCUUAAUUUACAUAGUUUAUUAAAAGAUGAGGUGAAUUUCAUUGUAGCAUAUGAAAAAGCUUUUUUGGAGUCUUCUAACCAACCCACAUGUGAAUAUUUCUAAUUUGACAUAGCAGUUAAGUUUUCUUGAAUAUUUCUAAUUUGAACCUCAAUAUGUGAUUCAACUUUUUUGUUGUUUUGUUCGUGCAGAAUAUACCCUAUCCUAAGGUUUCUUUGGCACAUAUCAAGAUUCAAGAUCCUCCUCAACGCUUGCAAAUGAGGUGCUUUUGAUUGGGUAUGGUAUUUAGGAUAAAGAAUGGGUAAUCAUGUUAAUUUAGUCAUAGUAAGGUGUAUUUAACAUUUCCAUCAUAAGCUAUGAUGCUUGUUUUAAUUUUCAUAUAGGGACUGAAUUUGCUUUAGAAAAUGUGGUUAACUUGUGGAACCAUUUAACUUGAUGCUUUUAAGUUGCAUCACUUGAGUUUA